AGCGUUUCCUGUCGGUUCAGGCGACCAUCUGCCGGCUGGGUGAAGCUGUCACGGAUGUCUGGUGGGGUGUGAAUGUGAUUACGAUAAGGAAAGCGAUUCUUUGAAAACGCAAGGUAAAUAUAAACGUUUCAUACUGCAGAUUGUGAAAGUGACAGAUAAGGUGUUUGAGGUAAAUGUCUUAUGUGUUUACAGGGGAGAGACCCAUAACGGUGUCCUACAUUUUUCCAAAUGGGGACAAAUAUGAGGGGGAGUGCAGCUCUGCAUCAGGGGUGAUGAUGAGGAGCGGCGCUGGUAAACACACCUCAGCUGGUGGAAUUAUAUAUACUGGAGAGUGGUCUGAAGACAAAAUGCAUGGCAGAGGGACCCUGCAGCAUCCCUCUGGAGCGCUCUAUGUAGGAGAAUUUAAAGACAACAUGUAUCACGGCAUGGGCACAUAUACGUUCCCAGAUGGCUCUACUUACAAAGGGAACUUUCACAUGAACAGGUUGGAGGGAGACGGGGCAUUCACUAACGCACAGGGACUAGUUUGGACGGGGGAGUUCCACGGCAAAGCAGCGCUGGGCCUGAAAAUGCAGCACAACAUUUAGGCAAAAUGAGGAUUAUUGUAUUGCUAUUUAUAAAAUACAGUAUGAUAUAUUCUACACUGAAAUCAAACUCUAUUUUUAAAAAAAUACUCAUCAUCUAAAAAGCAAGAGUCUACUUUUUGUAAGUUUCCUUUUACUCAGAAAAUGUCACACUGGGAUUCUUUUUUCGGUCCCUUUUUUCUGCUUAAAAUGUAGCUGCGACAAGAAAGGUGCAUUAUAAGCUACACUUCAAAGCAAACUAAAAUAAAUUCACAAACACUUUUUUUUAAACUUUGAAAAAUAAGCAUCACUCACCCCUCGGAAAAAAAAAAACUGAACAAAACCCCUAAUUAUUUCCACAUCUUGACUCCAUCAGGGUAAAGGAUGAAUAUAGGACAUUUUUACAUCAUUCCACCACCAGCCAAUCACAGAGCGGCAUAUGCUCACGUCCCCAACCACAACAGCUGUGCCCGGACUGUUGGAACAUUAGCCCGA
Plectropomus leopardus (leopard coralgrouper) is the source of this 1058-nucleotide messenger RNA. The record is from RefSeq and is a predicted model, not a curated record. Lineage: Eukaryota; Metazoa; Chordata; Actinopteri; Perciformes; Serranidae.